Messenger RNA from Cariama cristata (Red-legged seriema), 2088 nucleotides. Its product is annotated as protocadherin-23-like. The annotation marks the transcript as partial. Gene Ontology annotation, molecular function: calcium ion binding. Gene Ontology annotation, cellular component: plasma membrane. The transcript is spliced from 14 exons. The record is from RefSeq and is a predicted model, not a curated record. Gene Ontology annotation, biological process: homophilic cell-cell adhesion. Lineage: Eukaryota; Metazoa; Chordata; Aves; Cariamiformes; Cariamidae.
AUGCGCACAGACUUUGAAGUGGCUUUGGACAAGGGUGGUGGAAUAAAUAUAUUUGAAAUAGAUGAAAUACACGGCAACAUUAAGAUAAAGAACUCUCCAGACUAUGAAACCAUGAAUAAAUACAGCCUUACGGUGAAUGCAGUCAACAAUAAAUCUGCCCCUUUCCAUCAGGCAACUACUCAUGUCACUGUUCUAGUGAUUGAUGUGAAUGAUAAUGCUCCAGUAUUUGCUCAGAAUUCCUAUUCCGCUUCUAUAAACAUGAUUAAUCCUGUAGGUGCUCAUGUCAUAACUGUGAGCGCUACUGACAAGGAUCAGGGGCAAAAUGGCCUUAUUGAGUACUACAUCCUCCCUGAUCAAAACUUCAGCCCGUUCUUCCUGAUAGAAGAUGUGAAUGAGGGGAAAAUAAUUACAACGGGAAACCUGUCUAGAUUUGGAGAGAUCCAUUUAACAGUGAUGGCUAAGGACAAAGGCUCUCCACCUUUAAAUGACACUGCUAUGAUUACUCUUAAUGUGUUUGACAACCGUCCAUUUGUUCCUCGGUUUAAUGAGAGCAAAAUCAGCAUUUCCGUUUUGGAAAACAUAGGAGCGGAUUAUUUCAUUCACACUUUUACUGUGGUUGAAACUUUAGGAAAACAGAUUGAUUAUACAAUUGUAUCUGGCAAUGAAAAAGGUCAUUUUAGUUUGCAUCCAAAAAGUGGUCAGCUGAAAACAGCAACUGAUUUGAACUAUGAGGAAGUUUCUCAGUAUGUGAUUUUAAUUGAAGCAAAUGUCAAUCUCUCAUCUGCCGUAACCUUCCAGCGUUCAGGCCUGUUUGCUCAAAACGUGGCAAUGCUGACAAUCUCAGUGCAGGAUGUAAAUGAAGAGCCAGCGUUUUUGACUAACGCCUUCUCUGCUCGGAUACCAAACUCUGUGCCGUACAAGUACCCCGUUAUUACAGUUCAGGCCACAGAUCCAGAUUCAGGAGACAACGGACUUCUGCUGUACAGCAUAGUGAAUAAACGAACAAAUGAAUUUGACAUUGAUGCAAAUACAGGGCAGAUUUUUACAGUUUCUGUAGCAGGAAAGGCUGGAACAUUUUACCUGGAAGUCCAAGCUGCAGACCAAGGCACAAGAAGACUCACAGCCCGGACAACAGUCAAUGUAACUGUUGAUUCCAGUUCCAGUAACAACAUUGUUGUGGUACUACUUAAUCAGAAGAUCAAUGUUGUUGAAAGAAACCUUGCUGAAGUAAAAAGGGUCCUGGAAGAUAAACUUGCAUGGAAUGUAUACGUCAUUGAUGUUUAUUUCAAUGAGUUUGAAAGAAAAACAAGAAGCAGCACUGAUGUAACCUAUGUAAAAAUUACUGCUUUUGAUGAGGCAAACCAGGAAGUACCUGCAGAAGAUGUAAAAAGAAAACUUACGGAGGAGAAGAGUAACAUUGAGAUAGAACUGGAGAAAAUAUUUUCAACGUCUGUUACUGCUACCGUAGAAGAAGUUCCCGCUGACUCGGCAACUCCUGAACUCAUUGCAACGAUCGUGCUCGGUGUCCUGCUAGCCUGCACCCUCGUAGCCUUCCUGGCAUAUGUACUUUUUACUAUGAAAAGGAAAAGAAAGUAUGAGUAUCUGAUUAAGCAGCGAGUUGAAGUUACGGAGGGUAUUGAUAAUCUGUAUGCAACUGACAAAAAUGGAAGUCUGAAAAGCUUAGAGAAACCAAAGCACACGAAUAAUGUGAAAACUGAAAUAAUAGCGUUUAGCAGCAUGGAAGACACCAAAGGACGUGAUGCUGACAAACGUGUCAUUCAGGGCAAUGAAAAACGCAAUUACUUUGACACGCUACUGUUAGAUCGCAACAGUGAACAUGAAGAAAAUGUAGCAUCUGAAAAAGCUUUUAGAAAUGUAGAUGCCCAGCCCACUGCAGAAUUCACAACAAAACAGGAUUGGUUUCGGACAAAUACAAAUGAAAAGUCAGCUCUUUCAUUAACACCUGAUCCUACAACGCACGCCCCUGAAAAAGAAAUGAAAGGAGUAAAAUUUUCAGAAGUGGCAAUUGUUUUGGAUGCAGAGCCUGAAGAUGAUGAGCCUGAAGAUGAUGAGCCUGACGAUAACGAU